AACAAACAGCUGAUUGCAGUUAUGGAAUUUCUAGAGUUUAUCAUAAAAUAAAAUUCAAUAAUUAAUAAUGGUCAGAAUUAUAAAUAAAGUUAUAGUUUUUAAGAACUUAUUUCCUUUAAACCGUAGAUUAUACCCAAGUAUAUUUUCGGUGCGUUAUAAAAGUUCCGAAAAGGAUGACCAGGGCGUAGAAGUGAAGAGGAUUAGGAAUUUUAGCAUAGUAGCUCAUGUUGACCAUGGGAAGAGUACUUUGGCUGAUCGACUGCUGGAGAUAACUGGGGUGAUCAAGCCAGGUGCAGAACACGCACAGGUGCUGGACCAACUACAGGUGGAGAGAGAAAGAGGCAUUACUGUAAAAGCUGUGACAGCAUCACUGGAUUACACAUACAAGAAUGAAAAGUAUCUCCUGAAUCUGAUAGAUACUCCAGGACAUGUUGACUUUUCCAAUGAGGUUGUGAGAAGUGUGUCAGCAUGUCAGGGAGUGAUACUACUAGUUGAUGCCAAUGAGGGUGUUCAAGCACAGACAGUAGCUGUGCACAGUCUAGCCAAAAAGAACAACUUAGUCAUGAUACCCACACUUAACAAAGUAGAUCUCCCUAGGGCAGACCCAGAAAAAGUCAAAUCACAACUACAAUCACUUUUUAAAAUAGAUCCAGAAACGGUUAUGAGUAUUUCUGCCAAAAAAGGGUGGGGAGUGAAAGAGCUCUUAGAAGCAGUCAUAGAAAGAAUACCUCCACCGUCUGUCAAAUCUGAAGGCCACUUUACUGCACACAUAAUUGACACAUGGCAUGAUAAAUAUAGAGGUGUACUUUGUUUGGCUUACAUACAUUCUGGGAAAGUGCAAGUUGGGCAAGCGGUGAGAUGGAGAUCUGAUACGAAACAACACCAAGUGAAGUACUUGGCAAUGUUGAGGCCAAGUGAGCAGCCGGUGGAGUCAGCUGUUGCAGGCCAAGUUGUAAUGGUGGGCUGCGGCCCCAAAGGCGGCGGGAGCGUAGGCGACCAGCUCCUCUCAGUCGACGUACAAAACACAUCUGAGCUCGCUGAGAUCCCACCAGUUAAGCACAUGGUGUAUGCAGGAAUCUUCCCGGCCGACCAGUCGCAGCAUCCUCUGCUCAGCGACGCCAUCAAGAAACUGGCUCUUAACGACUCGGCCGUCAGCGUCAAAGCUGAUUCCAGUCCCGCGUUAGGUCAAGGCUGGCGCGUGGGUUUCCUGGGCCUGUUGCAUCUAGACGUGUUCAUCCAAAGACUGCUGCAAGAAUACAAAGCAGAAGCCAUCUUGACAGCGCCAUCUGUCCCCUACAAGAUAAAAGUAAAAGGCGCUAAAAUUAUCAAGCAUUAUAAGAGCGAUGAAGUUAUUAUCACUAAUCCACUGAUGUUGCCAGAACCUCAUCAUAUAGAAGAAUAUUACGAGCCGUUAGUUAUAGGUACUAUAAUAACCCCCGUGGAAUACAUUGGGUCCGUGACGACGCUCUGCAUCGACCGCCGCGGCACGCCGCUGCCUUCCAACGCUGUCGACGACAGAAUGACUAUGCUGCAAUUUAUACUGCCUCUCUCCGAGGUGGUUAUAGACUUCCACGACACGCUCAAAAGCAUCACGUCCGGGUUCGCGAGCUUCGACUAUCAGGACCAUGGGUUUCAUGAAAGCUCGCUUGCAAGGAUGGAUAUCCUUAUCAAUGGGGUCUUAGUCGACGAACUUUCAAGUAUAGUGCACACCAGCCGUCUCGAAUACACUGCCAGGAGACUCACGGAGAAACUGAAGGAGAUGAUUCCGCGGCAAAUGGUGCAGGUUGCCAUUCAAGCUGUUGUCGGAGGAAAAGUGUUCGCAAGAGAAACAUUAAAAGCUUACAGAAAGGAUGUCACAGCAAAAUUAUAUGGUGGCGACGUAACUCGCAGAAAAAAAUUGCUAAAGCAACAAGCUGAGGGAAAGAAGAAAAUGAGAAGUGUCGCCAACAUUAAAAUACCAAGAAACACCUUCAUUGACGUGCUCAAGAGAUGAUCGGUUUCCAUUACUGAGAUUGUGUAAAUAUUUCAGUUUUUAGUUAUUCAGCCCAAAUUCAUCAAGGACACAAAACGAGCAGCCUCGCGAGGAAGUUGCCGCGCGAAGCAGCUUGGUCUAUGUAGACGUGCCUCGGCCGUAUUGCCGUAAUCACAAUUGUUUUUUUUAUAUUGCUAUGACGACCUACACUAUCGUAAUACUCUUUUCCUAUUUAUUCAAAUACAAAACGAUUUGUGACGACGAAGUGAAUGUUGUGUAAUGCGAAUAGAGAUAAAUAAAUACAAAGAUUUAUAAAAAUAUAGGUAUUUUAUUAAAAAUGCCGAUGAUAUUAUAGGGUCAUUGCAUGGUAAACAUCACAAAAUAUCGACUUAAGGCAGUCUACUUUGCUACAUGUAUAUUUGAAGCUUAAAAUACACUGACAGGUAUCAGAGACCCGAAUAUUCGUGGUAGUUUUUAAUUUUCAUAGUGACUUCACAUUAAAGAACUUCAAAUAUAAAAUUAUCAAUAACCACAUUUAUAGAUACAAUAUAACUAUCGUUGAAAUAAUUUUCGGCGUUGGUAAUUAAAUUACCUGCUAGGUACCCCUGGAUUAUGAAUUUGAAAUGAAACUAUUACAAGUCUAUUUGGCCAUUUUUUUAAAGUUAGUUAAGUACCUACCUGUUACAAUUUAUAAUAUAUUAUAUAGUAAAGCUGUAAAUCGAUGUUUAAAACAAUGAAUCGAGUAAAAUAUCGACAUAAUAAAAUUAUGAAGUCGAUAGAUUAUUCACAAAGAUCUUUAACAAAUGCCACCAAUAUUCCGAUCUCUGCUGAUUAUUAUACACUUUACAUAUGGAUAAACUGUAAAAUAGGGCACUAAAACUAAGAAAAUAAUUAUACACGUCAGUCGGACCAAUACAUAAGAAUAAUUAUGAAAAAAGGCGUUCGUACAUCGUAAUAAAUAUACUUGAUGAUAAUGACAAUAUUAAAAGGUACCUAUUUCGAAAUUUGUCAUCAGGCCAAUUAUAUAAUUAUAUCAUAUUUGUUUAUCAACUAACUAAAUUACUCGAACGAUGAUAUGAUGAAAAUAUAUUAUCUCAAUAGACGGGUCCACACAGAAUGAGCUGCCUCGCGAGGAAUUUGCCGCGCGAAGCAGCUCGAUCCGUAGAGACGUGCCUCGUCCGAGGCAAUGCGGGCCUGCGCUAUAGACAUAUUGUACCGUGCGUUGUAUAAUAUAUAGGACCCUAUUCACCAACGGACUGAGUCACCAUACACUGAGAAAUUUUAUUUUAGAAGGAAAAGGAACUCAUUUUUGGAAUACUUGUUGUUAGUUGGACUAAACAUAUAGUUUGACUGUUUCAUCAAAAAACCACUUUCGAUGUUAUUUUCAGAUAAAGGUGGUUUUUACUGUUGCACAUAAGAUGUACAUUAGACAGUCUUUUUGUUAAUAACUUUGGUGUCAUUUUAGUCAAGAUAUAUUAUGUCAAUAAAAUGUGGUCAAUUAGUUUUUUUUUUUACUAUAAAAAAUGUUUUAUAAAUUUGGUUUUUGCAGAAGACGUAGACUUAAUAAGUUAUUAAAGACAAGAUUUUGUUUGAUGUAUUUGGGAAUUAUCUAAUAUUGAUUUACACUACCAAACAUUGCAAUAUUUUAUUUCAGUAUAGUGGAAUCUUGAUAUGACUAAACCCCAUUUACUAAUAUACGUUCCAGCCUAGUAGGUAAGUAUAUAAUUUAUCAAGUUUCUUAGAUAGAAUAGCAGAACAAAAUUAGUUUAAAUUAGGUACUUUUAACAACACACAUAUUUGCUUUUGUCUAGAUAGCAAGUCAAUGAUUUAUCAUAUUCAUUAAACAAGCAAUUAUUUAAGUAACCUUACCAGGGGGCCUAGCCAAGACGACGCC
This is a messenger RNA of Cydia fagiglandana, 3866 nucleotides long. It is a transcript of the gene waw, whose product is annotated as translation factor GUF1 homolog, mitochondrial. Gene Ontology annotation, molecular function: GTP binding; mitochondrial ribosome binding; GTPase activity. The record is from RefSeq and is a predicted model, not a curated record. The transcript has 11 exons. Gene Ontology annotation, biological process: positive regulation of translation. Bases 68 to 1993 code for a protein of 641 amino acids. Lineage: Eukaryota; Metazoa; Arthropoda; Insecta; Lepidoptera; Tortricidae. Gene Ontology annotation, cellular component: mitochondrion.